Lytechinus variegatus (green sea urchin) is the source of this 2524-nucleotide messenger RNA. RefSeq lists its product as uncharacterized. The coding region runs from base 39 to 1352 and encodes 437 amino acids. The transcript has 7 exons. The record is from RefSeq and is a predicted model, not a curated record. NCBI's taxonomy places the organism in Eukaryota, Metazoa, Echinodermata, Echinoidea, Temnopleuroida, Toxopneustidae.
GUUUGACUGAUGUCGAGUUGACAACGAAUCUUACUGAGAUGGCGGUGGAAAUGUUAACGACAUGUUUUGAAGCAGUAGAAGAGGGACUGAUGACCGACGAUGACUACUUUUUCGAACUCAUUUCACCUUCCUUCUUUUACACUUCAGGGGAAUACCACCAAGCCGGCCAACUUAUGACGACAAUGUUAGCUUGGUCAAAUAUUUCCAGAUUGCAGGACGAAGAAGAUGAAGCAAAUAUCUUGAUUGCAUUUCCGACGUUGAAUGGAUCUUACGAUCUCAAGGUACAACUCAUCAUCGAUAACUGCAAGGAUCUUAACUACCAAAUGAAAGGAAACAGAGAGAACAACAUCCGUGUGAAAUGGGCUGCGGAACAGAUGAUACAUGUCAAUCUGAAUGAGCAUCGCCUAUUUCGGAAUCGAAAAAUUGGAGGGAAGUUAGGAUACAUUUUGAUGAUCAGUUGGCUGUACGUAAUAUGUCACCGGAAUCAGUUGGCUGAGGCACUGCCGGCAAACACAGAACAUCCACCCGUAAAUCUUAUCGCUGGUUCAAAUGGGAUCGUUCCUUUUGCCUGCAGAAAAGCAGAUCCAUUCGCAGCCAAAUACUACAGUCUUCACCUGGAGGGGAAAGAUGUCCCAUUCUACAUGGAUGGAGUUUUUGUUCCGGAAGGGCUGAUGUCAACAGAUCAAGUCGAAAGAUUCAACAUGGAAUUUGUUGAAAAUGAUCAAGAAAUGUCAAUAGAAAUUAAUAUUGCACAGGUUUCCGUUGAAGACCAGGGGACAUACAUCGCCAUACUCAUUGUCCAGGGGGAUACGACGGAGUCUCAUGUCAUGAAAAGAGCUGUCAUGAUAGUAAUUCCGCCGGGCCCAGCGAUCUGCUUCUUAAUGCCAAGUGAAAUUGUUCCUGAUAGACAUGAGAUACACUGUCACUCUGAACGUGGAAGUGGCGACUCGACACUCACUUGCUUUCAGCAAGAAGACAAGAUACCUUAUUUUCAGGUUGGGGAUGAACAGAGUGAUUCGCAGGUAGUUUACAGAAGACGAUUCUGGAUGCUUAAUACAGAUGUUCCGGUAUAUUGUUGUUCUCAUGAUAUCGAAGAAAUUGGGACUAUUCAGCAAAAGUCUUGUAACCAAUUCAGAUUCCCCACAGGACCGGAACCAGAACCAGAAAUCAGUACAACCCUAAAGCCUUACAAAUCGACUAAAAUUGCGCGAAUUACAAAAUCCAUUUUCAUAGAAGAUAAUAACAACCCUUCCUCCGAAACUACUUCUCUUUCUGGAAGUGAUCGAAAUGUUGACAGGUCUUCUUUAAUAGUUCCUCUUAUGUUUUUAAUCAUUUAUCUUAUCAUGGAGUAGUUUUUAUUCAUAACUUACAGUAAGUAGGUCUCUUUGUAAAACACCAAAUUUUAUUUCAAGAGAUUUAACAAAUUCACUUCAUUUCCAUCACAGGUACAACUUCAAUACAAGUACAAAUCAAUAUAAUUACACAUCAUCAAGAACAGAUCAAUUUAUGAAAUUGUACAGUAACAUCUGUUUUUAUCACAGAAGCUUGUACACAACAAUGUCACCUCACCUGUGUAUAGAAAUGAGGAAAUUUACUUAUUAUCUGAAGCAGAGCUCAGUCUCAUGUGUGUAUAGAAGGCUUUCCUGCGAUUCGGUAUUUUUAAUUAAUUCUCUUAGGUAUUCAUUUAUGGAAAAGAGAAAAGAAACAGUAUAGUUUUAUUUCCUACAUUAGUGUUGUUUCUAUCUCAAGUGAUCAAGUGAAAGAGGACAAUAUUCCGUUACUAGCAUAUCAAAUUGAGAAGCAAUAUCAUUUUUGUGAGAGUUAAAAAAACCCUCAUUCUUGUUCUUAAAAAUGGUGUAAUUCUAAGAGUUUAGGGAAGCUGAUCUGAAAAUCACUGUUUCAAACAUGGCACAUGCAACAUUUCUUUCUUAACAUUAAAAACUAGUUGAAGCUGGCCUAAUUAUAGAAUAAACCAUGCAUAUUGAGUUGCGUGUAGGGGUAACAUAUGCUUAUUAGUGUAUUUGUGUAUAGCUGAAAUACGGAUAUUUUUAUAUUUUCAAGGAAAGUUGUCCCUUAGCAUAUCCAAUUGGUGAUUCCUUGCCUUGUCUUACAGGACAUUCUGACAAUCUCUUAUCUUUUUGAUAUGAAAUUAAAAGAAUGAUUUCCUGAUUGAUGGCGUUCCUCAAACAAGUACCAGAAGGAGAACAAGAACCAAGACUUAACUUGGCUGGAUUACUCAUGACAAAAUAGUACCGUGUUGUACUGCACACGAACAUAAAAAAAGAGAUAAAAAUACAACAAAGGCAUGAAGUCGCCCAGAUAUGUUGUCCUUUAAUAUGGUCCGUGCUUUAUCAUGUUUAUGUACUUGAAAUGUCUGUUCUUAAUAUUUUCUCUAGAAAUAUUUUAAUUGGUUUAUUAAUAUAGAUGAUUUAAGGUGGCAUUAUUGAUUGAAUAUUAUUUAUAAAUUACACAAUUAAUAUAUGUUUUUAAAGUAAACAGUGUUGCCUUUCCUGAAGCAGAUUCU